AUGUACACAUUGCGACUCAGUCCUUUCUUUGGAUACUUUCUAGACUCGGUGGACAAUAUCACUGUAAAGCUUGGAGACCUCACAACCACAAAGCCGAUGGCACCACCAGCUUCUAGUGGGACAACGAAUCAGCCAUCUCAAGAGGCGCAAAUCAAGAGCAACGACGAUGACACUCCAUCCAGUAAUCUUAUCAAGAGCAAUCAUGAUGUCCAAGUGAAGCUAGCUGAUCAACAAGCGGAUCCAAAUUCACCCUUGUAUUCUGUCAAAUCAUUCGAAGAAUUGGGAUUGAAUCCUGAUCUGCUCAAAGGCUUAUAUGCUAUGGGCUUUUCCAAACCAUCAAAGAUUCAGGAGCGUGCAUUGCCAUUAUUACUUUCCAAUCCACCACGUAAUAUGAUCGGCCAGUCGCAAAGUGGUACCGGCAAGACUGCAGCUUUUGUUUUGACCAUGUUGUCUCGGGUGGAUACAGCAGUGAAACAGCCACAAGCACUAUGUCUCGCGCCAUCGCGUGAAUUAGCACGACAAAUCAUGGAUGUGGUACAAGAGAUGUCACAAUUCACGCAAAUCACAACGGCAUUGGCAGUUAAGGAUUCGUUGACGCGUGGGCAUACGAUACAAGCACAAGUGGUAGUGGGCACACCUGGUACAGUGCAAGAAGCCAUUCGACGACGACAACUUGCAGUGCAGCAUAUGAAGCUCUUUGUAUUGGAUGAGGCGGAUAAUAUGUUGGAUCAAGCUGGAUUGGGUGAUCAAAGUAUUCGCAUCAAGGCGAUGAUUCGAGUGCCACAUCCAUUACAAGUCAUUCUAUUUUCAGCCACGUUUCCUGACAAUGUACGGCGAUUUGCCAACAAGUUUGCGCCUGAAGCGAACGAGAUUUCACUCAAGCGUGAAGAGCUCAGUGUGGAAGGAAUCAAGCAAUUUUACAUGGAUUGUGAUAGCCAAGAUCACAAAUAUGAGGUGCUAUGCAACCUAUACGACUUGUUGACUGUCAGCCAAAGUAUCAUUUUUUGCCACACACGUGAGACGGCGGACGAGAUUGCACGAAGAAUGACUUCCAUGGGCCACGCGGUGGUUUCACUCCAUGGCAAAAUGACAGCAGAGGAACGUGACAAGGUCAUGGAUGAUUUUCGACGUGGCGAAUUCAAGGUGUUGAUCACUACAAACGUCCUUGCCCGUGGCAUUGAUAUCUCACAAAUCACAUUGGUGGUGAACUAUGACUUGCCCAUUGACUACAAUACAAGGCAACCGGAUUAUGAGGCGUAUUUACAUCGUAUUGGUCGUACCGGUCGAUUUGGGCGUACAGGCGUCAGCAUCAAUUUUGUCCACAACAAACAAACAUGGGAACAAAUGCACAUGAUUGAAAACCAUUUCCAACGGCCCAUUGUCAAGAUAGAAACGGAUGAUUGGGAACAAGUGGAAAGGAAACUCAAGAGCGUGCUGUAA
This is a messenger RNA of Lichtheimia ornata, 1440 nucleotides long. RefSeq lists its product as uncharacterized. Lineage: Eukaryota; Fungi; Mucoromycota; Mucoromycetes; Mucorales; Lichtheimiaceae. Bases 1 to 1440 code for a protein of 479 amino acids. Gene Ontology annotation, biological process: poly(A)+ mRNA export from nucleus. The record is from RefSeq and is a predicted model, not a curated record. Gene Ontology annotation, molecular function: ATP binding; RNA helicase activity; RNA binding. The transcript has 6 exons. Gene Ontology annotation, cellular component: cytoplasmic stress granule; nucleus.